This is a messenger RNA of Cottoperca gobio, 5506 nucleotides long. RefSeq names its product itchy E3 ubiquitin protein ligase a (gene itcha). The record is from RefSeq and is a predicted model, not a curated record. Gene Ontology annotation, cellular component: cytoplasm. Gene Ontology annotation, molecular function: protein binding; ubiquitin protein ligase activity. Gene Ontology annotation, biological process: protein K63-linked ubiquitination; proteasome-mediated ubiquitin-dependent protein catabolic process; protein K48-linked ubiquitination. NCBI's taxonomy places the organism in Eukaryota, Metazoa, Chordata, Actinopteri, Perciformes, Bovichtidae. The transcript has 25 exons. The coding region runs from base 171 to 2777 and encodes 868 amino acids.
UUGUUCUGGCUAGCGGAACACAGGGCUGUGCUGAUGGCAGGCAGCUACCUGUCAACAAGCUAGGAAUAGCCGAAACUGAAGUCUGGUGGGCCUUUUAUCGUCUGCUUCUUGUCAGGUUUCCCGGGCCCUUUCGGUGUAGCCAAACAAGGCUGCAGUGUUAUGGAUGCACCAUGAAGGCCCAAUUACAAGUCACAGUGCUUUCAGCCAAGCUGAAGGAAAACAAAAAGAACUGGUUUGGUCCCAGCCCUUAUGUUGAGGUGGUCGUGGAUGGCCAGUCGAAAAGGACUGAGAAGUGCAGCAACACGCACAGUCCCAAAUGGAAGCAGGCCGUCACAGUAAUUGUGACUCCCGUCAGCAAGCUGAUCUUUCGUGUUUGGAGCCACCAGACGCUGAAAGCAGACAUCCUUUUGGGAAUAGCCAUACUAGAGAUCAGGGAGACCCUUAAGGCCAACGACCUGAAACUAUGUGAGGUGGUGCAGACACUGCAGCUGUGCUCUGACAGAGACACUCGGGAUGUUAUAGGCGACCUGUCAGUCUGUCUGGACGGCAUGCAGGUAGACCCAGAAACCUUUGCAUCGGCCGAGAGAGAACAUGCGACUGUUUCAAAUGGAAAUACAAGACAAAAUGGAGACACUGGCAACAGGUCAAGCAGGGACACAUCUCCCUCCAGUGACUCAGAGGAGUGGGUUAUCGUACCUAACGGUCAUCCAGUCAAUGGCACGGGUUCUCCUUCCCUAUCUCCAGGGGGCUCCAACGCCUUGCGCCCUCCCAGACCUGCCCGGCCUCCUCCUCCCACGCCUUGCAGACCUGCAGCCUCACCGACCUCUUCUAGCAGCUCCUCCCCAAGUGAGCUGAGCGAAUGUCCGGCUUCCGAUGGCUCAUCCCAGGCGUCAGCUGGUGGGUGUUCAAAUCAGCAGAAUGACUCGGGCGCAGGAACAGCAACAGCAGGUUCUACCCAGACAGCAAGUGGACCCAAACCAGGGGCCUCUUCCUCAGCAGCUCCGGCCACAACAACUCCCAGAAUCACACCCAUCAGCAACGGCCCCUUACCACCAGGGUGGGAGCAAAGGGCGGACCAGAACGGACGGCUUUACUAUGUGGAUCACAUUGAGAAAAGGACAACCUGGGAGAGGCCUGAUCCUCUGCCUUCAGGGUGGGAGCGCCGGGUGGACCCGAUGGGUAGGGUGUACUAUGUCGACCACAUAACCCGGACUACUACGUGGCAACGCCCCACGCAGGAGUCGGUGCGAAACUAUGAAGAGUGGCAGCACCAGCGCAGCCAGCUGCAGGGAGCCAUGCAGCAGUUUAACCAGAGGUUCAUUUAUGGGCUCCAAGACCAGUUGGCAGCUACGGCCAACAAAGAGUUUGACCCGCUGGGACCUCUGCCACAUGGUUGGGAGAAGAGAACCGACACCAACGGCAGAGUGUAUUUUGUUCAUCACCCGACUCGGGCGACACAGUGGGAGGACCCCAGGACACAAGGGCUGCUGAACGACAAGCCCCUGCCAGAGGGCUGGGAGAUGAGGUUCACUGUGGAUGGUAUUCCCUACUUUGUGGACCACAACAGGCGAACCACAACCUACAUUGACCCUCGCACGGGGAAAUCCUCCCUGGAGAAUGGGCCACAGAUAACGUAUGUCAGAGACUUCAAAGCCAAAGUGCAAUACUUCAGGUUCUGGUGUCAGCAAUUGUCGAUGCCUCAGCACAUUAAGAUUAACGUCUCGCGGAAAACCUUGUUUGAGGAUUCCUUUCAACAGAUCAUGAGCUUCCACCCUCAAGAUCUGAGGCGGAGACUGUGGAUCAUUUUCCCUGGAGAGGAAGGCUUGGAUUAUGGAGGUGUGGCCAGGGAAUGGUUUUUCUUGCUCUCUCAUGAAGUGCUGAACCCCAUGUACUGUUUGUUCGAGUAUGCUGGCAAGGACAACUACUGCCUCCAGAUUAACCCCGCCUCCUACAUCAACCCUGAUCACCUGAAGUACUUCAAGUUCAUAGGACGCUUCAUUGCCAUGGCCUUGUUCCAUGGCAAAUUCAUCGACACGGGUUUCUCCCUGCCCUUCUACAAGCGCAUGCUGAACAAACCUCUGGCUCUCAAAGACCUGGAGUCCAUAGAUCCAGAGUUUUACAACUCACUCAUCUGGAUCAAGGAUAAUAACAUAGAGGAGUGUGAACUGGAGAUGUUCUUCUCCGUUGACAAGGAGAUCCUGGGCGAGGUCACCACCCAUGAGCUGAAACCAGAUGGAGGGAACGUCCAAGUAACUGAGGAAAAUAAGGAGGAGUACAUCAGGCUGGUGGCAGAGUGGAGGCUGUCCAGAGGUGUGGAGGAACAGACUCAAGCUUUCUUUGAGGGCUUCAAUGAAGUUUUGCCGCAGCAGUACCUUCAAUACUUUGAUGCUAAGGAGUUAGAGGUGAUGCUGUGUGGGAUGCAGGAGAUAGACUUGGUGGACUGGCAGAGAAACUCAAUCUACAGGCAUUAUGCACGAAGCAGCAAACAGAUCCUCUGGUUCUGGCAGUUUGUGAAGGAGAUGGACAACGAGAAGAGGAUGAGACUGCUGCAGUUUGUCACAGGAACCUGUCGCCUUCCUGUGGGUGGUUUCGCUGACCUGAUGGGAAGCAACGGCCCUCAAAAGUUCUGCAUUGAGAAAGUGGGCAAGGAGAACUGGCUUCCACGAAGCCACACAUGCUUUAAUCGUCUGGACCUCCCUCCUUACAAGAGCUAUGAGCAGCUGAAGGAGAAGCUCAUGUUCGCCAUAGAGGAGACGGAAGGCUUUGGGCAGGAGUAAUGCAACAAGAGGCCCGAGCUGCAGGAUGGGAUGGAGGAGUGUGGGCUUGGAGGAGCCAUAUCCCUUUCAGACGAGCACUUUUCCACAGAUUCUCCUCGCAGCCAGGAGCUGCUUAAAAAAAACAACAACUGGUGAUGGAUGUACAAAUCUUUAUUUUCUAUCAUAUACAGUAACAACUGUAGGCUGUUUCGUCACACAUUCAUUUGUCCCACGAGAGACUUGUGAAUACUCCUCACUCCGUUUCACUUCUCACCUGGUCGGUUCCACCCUGAUGCAGCUGAUCUCACUUCGCCCUGGUCAGCCCACUAUUAGGCGGCGAUGGAGGCAGGAGAGACGCCUUUCUCACCCCGUCAUGUCUGCACUCGCUGGACGUUGCGAAAGUACAGUUUCUACACGUACAUCCAUGUAAUUGUGCAGCAGUAACUUCUUAAGAGACGCCGUGUCGGGGCUAUGCACUAGAAUGACUCAUUUUAGAGAAAAGAACCAUAUUGGUGCAUUUUGACCUAAAAUAAAAAGGUCCAUAUCUAAAAGUAACAUCAGAAGGCACAUGUAUGGUUUUGGGUCUUUCGGACUCAGCUUUUUAUUUUUCUUUAGUUGAAAGCCUGUAUGUAUGAAUGAAUGGAUGAUUUUUUUUUUUUUUUAACAGCCGUAGCACAUACGCAGUUUCUUUAACAACUUUGAUAAAUAUGAUCAUGCUAAUUGUAGUAAUAAUUUCCUCCUUAUUUUUGACAGGUUGAUUUCUUAACUUUAUAACGAGUUGGAACUUUGAACUAGUUUGCACAUAGCUAUGUGAGCAGCGAGGUGGUUGUGAUUGUUCUUAAGAGAGGUUGUAUUUUUAUGUGCAAUAGUUUUGUAGAAAACAAAAACAAACAAUUUUGCCAAUAAUAGAGCCAAACAGUGAUUUGUUUGAUCAUUUUAUAACACUUUGGUAAGUUUCAACAUGUACUCUUGAUUUAAAUUCUUAAUAUGAACUAGAGCACAUUUGCAUAUUUGCAAGUGUAUAUGGUGAAACUGGUUUGGUUGUGAUUUGAUUAGAAAAGUUUGCCUUCCCAAAAUGAUCUGCGCUGUCUAAUAUCAGCCCGUUUGACGAUGAAUGGUCACCGUCUUUACCAUUUCAGGAAGAGCGAAGUCUUUUCUUGAUGAUUAUGAGCUGUUACUAAUGAAGUGGGAGCUUUAGGGUGUGUUUUGUAAUGCAGAACAAUGAUUUGUUGAACCUAUUCCCACUGAAAGGUAGCCAAUUCGCUGGUAGAUGUCCAGACUUAAGUAUUAUCGGAGUUAUAUAAUGAAGAUAGUGAAUCCUAACUGUUUAACGUGUGUAGGUGACUAAUGCAGUUUAUGUACAUAUACUUACAAUCUAGAAAAAUGUGUUUUUAAUAUCUUAAUACAUUUAGUUCACCCAAGCAGUGGACCCCUUUUGAGUUGCAGGCAUAAGUUGAUAAUUAAGAUUUGUAUUAAUGUAAAAUAAGUGGCCCUAGUUUUAUAGGGUGAUAGGUAUUCAGAUUUGUACAGUAGUAUAUCGGCGUAUUUCAUGUCUUUUCCAAAAAUAGCUCCGCUAACGUCAAACUUAAAGUUUCUUUUUAGUAUCAGGUAGAGUAUCACUUUAAGAAAACGACUAUGGAAACGAUCUACCAAAGGAUGUUAUUUAAUUAUUUUCUUUGUUAACCAUUUGACUUUAAAGUCUAGUCACCAAGUGUGAUCGGUUUUUAACAUCCCCCCCCAAAUGAUUACACGUUUCACAUCAGUUGUCACCAUUGAGUUGUUAGUUGGCCUUUAUAUUAGUGGGUAACACUGUGAGGUUUAAAAAGGUAGCGCCGCUACUUCAAUCUUAAAUACAAAAUUUCAAUCUGUAAAGUGAUAUUUUGUAUCGACUUUUAACUGUCCGUGUGCGUGUGUGUGUGUGUGUGUGUGUGUGUGUGCGUGUGCGUGUGUGUGUGUGAGAAAUCUUGAUUACAGUUUCAGCAAGUUCCCAGUAAAGUGUAAUAGUAAAUUUCCACAUGUUGUGUAUGAACCAUGUUGCCGUUUCAUAAUGUCAAUGCUGUUACUACAGAACAAGAUGCUGGUUGUCCUAAGCGCUCCCUCACUGACAGAUGUUUCUGCUCCCUUUAUUCUUAUUUGUCUCAAAUGUUUCACAUUAUCUCACAUUUUUACCCCUUACUGGCCGUAAUAAACACACGCAUAGACCUACAAAACUACUACAGUUGUGCAGACGUGAAGAGAUUAUUGUGCAAAAAAAAAAAAAACAGAAAAAGGAAAAAAAAAAAAGGUUUGUGAUCAAAAAUGUUUACUGUUGAAUAUUUUAACAGAUGACAACUAAAUAAUAUAGCACCUUGACACUCCAAACUGGUUGAAUUAACCACUUCACUGUUUAAUCACUGCUGUGUUCCAGAUCAUGGAGCAGUUCAAUGUAUAGAAAUAUGCAAAAUAGUGUUUGUAGUUGUGCUGAUUGCAUUGUAAAUCAUGUUGAUAGUGUAAUCACUGUUUUUUGAAGCUCUAACUUUUUUUGAUAAGUGGAAGUCAAUGAAUACUAUUUAUUUGGAAGAUGGGUUUCAUGUAACAAUGGACUGGAUUGAUUGACAAAAAAACAACAGUAAUAAAAUGAUUUAAACACUGGGCUCCUGCAUGACACUUGUGAAGUGUUCAUUAUUAUCACAGCAACAUUUUUCUCUACAAUAUCCUACACGAUUUAUUCUAAGUCAAUUGUUUUUUAUAUUAAACGCAAAGGGAUGUUC